Helianthus annuus (common sunflower) is the source of this 8791-nucleotide messenger RNA. Its product is annotated as muscle M-line assembly protein unc-89. Lineage: Eukaryota; Viridiplantae; Streptophyta; Magnoliopsida; Asterales; Asteraceae. Gene Ontology annotation, biological process: telomere maintenance; DNA repair. The coding region runs from base 1153 to 4173 and encodes 1006 amino acids. The record is from RefSeq and is a predicted model, not a curated record. Gene Ontology annotation, molecular function: ATP binding; DNA helicase activity. The transcript has 2 exons.
CAUUUUGGGUAGGAGCUUGGGAACAGUUCCCGCUUCCAAGUUUUACCGACCUCCAGCUGCCCGUCAAUCCCACCUCUACACAAACCACCGCACAGACAUAUCAUCCACCAAAUUAUACCACCAACAACCACCACGCAGCCCCAAAUCCAGUUUCAGCGACAUCCAAAUCCACCUACUACCAUCGCUCACCACCGCUCCGCUCGGAAUCAUCGUCAUCUGCUACCAUCGAUCAAUACCGCUCUACCCCAAAUCGAAAGGUUGCCGCUCUAUCUACUCCGUCAACCGACGACUUUCAUCGGACGAUUAGGGCUCCAACAGGCAUCUAGGAACGUGUUAUUCGAUCCAAUCCACAACAGUUGUGUGGAUUUAGAUGUGGAGAAAUAUCCUCUGUUAUCUGAAUUCAGCAGUAUUCUGAGUUACAUGGAUCGGAUACCAGUAAAGAAAGCGAUGACAUAACAGAGGCCAUUGUAUCGAUCACAUAUCAGCAGAUUCUGGAACAGUGCUAAGUAUGACGAGGAAAACCAAGUGAUUUCAGCAGAAGUUGAAGUGAACGGAAAGACAGAGACUAUUCUGGUGACCGAAGCGUUGGUUAGAGAAGUUAUGAGUUUUCCUGAUGAAGCCGAUUAUCCAACAAGAUUUCCUGAAAGAAUGGUGAAAGGAUGUAUGCUGCGUUUGGGAUAUAGAAGCACGCUGAAUACUGGAAAUUACUUGAAGUCUAAAUUCCAGAAGUCGUUCAAGUUUUUGAUACAUUGUAUUCUGAUUUCCCUGAGUCACAUAAAGGGAAGUUAUGAUCAAAUGAGGGACUAUCAAAUGAACAUGUUAACUGCUUUGGUCUUGAACAAGAAAUACAACUUUUCACACAUCGUGUUUCAUUAUAUGGUGGAAAAUCUAGCGUCGGAUGUUAGAGUUUGGAGGUAUCCACGCUUUGUUCAAAUGAUGAUAGAUCGUGCGUAUCCUGGUAUUGACAGACACAUUAAAGAUGAUCUUCUUGUUCAAGCACACAUGUCUAAUAUCUCAUUGAAGAACUUGAUCAAGUACCAUCCUCAUCAUCCAGAACCGGAGUUGGUGAUUGAAAACUUCGGUUUACUUAAAGAUGCAAGUUAUGUGGAUCCUGAUCCAGAAAGUCAUCAAAACUAGAGAAAUGAAGAAGAAAUGAAAGAAGCAUUGUAUGCUGCAGAGUUGAAGAUAAUUCAGGGUUUCAAACCAACCAAGAAUGAGUGGUAUGUGAAGGAGUCUGGGCGCAGACGUAGACUUGUAUCUCCGGUAGCUGAAGGUGAAGGUUCUUCAUCAAAGCCAAGAAAGAAACAAAAGAAGAAGGCUGAAACUAUGCUAAUAGAUGAGUCUGAAGAAGAAGUUCCUGAGGUGAACAUUGAAAAGGAACAAGAGGCGGCUAGUGUAGCACAUAUUGAAAUUGAGACUGAUUUGUUCACAACAGAAGCAGAUUUUGUUGAUAGGCCAGUUACUUCUGAGGUUCAAAAGGAGAAAGAGAAAGUGAUAGAUAAUGUUGAAGGCGACGAUGUUGAUAAAGACACUACUAGUUCUUCUAGUGGGUCUGUGUUUGAGGUAGUUGAUGCAAAAGAACGUGAGAAGCGAAUGAGAGAGGAGAUAGAAAAAGAGAAGUUACUCAGAAAGAGGAGGAGAGAUGAGAAAGAAGAUGCACCUUAUGAACCGUCUCCAGAACAUAUUUUUGCAUCUCAAUCUACUCCUAAGAGUAAAAAGAAAGCUGGAGGUAGAAAGAAGGCUACUCCAAAGAUAAAAGUAUUAAAGCGUCCUCAAAAGAUCAUGCAAACACAAUCUACACUUCCACGUCAACAAACACCUCCACAUCAACCAACACCUCUACAAUCUCCAAUACAUCAAUCACCACCUAGACAACCAACACCACAACAAUCACCAAAACAACCUACUCCUCCAUCACAUUCAACUCCACCCAGACAACCUAUUCCACAACAACAAUCAUCUCCUCUGUUUCCACCAUCACCACCUCCAUAUCAAACAUUUUACUCUUCACAAAAUCUUUUUGGUACACCUCCUCUUGCUCAAACACAACAUGGUUCUUCAAGUAGAGGUCUUGCAAUACCGCAUGAUAAUCUGCUAGAUGUUGAUUUUGAUUUUGCAAACAAUUCUCAAGUCUUGAAGUUGGAAAAGAGAAUUGAUAAGGUGAUAGCAGAAAACAAAAAGUUGGCAGAUGAAUGUAAAAGAAUUGCUGAAAGAGAAAAGUCUCUUGCUGGAAAAGUGCAGAGAUUAGAAGGUGAAAACAAUGUGUUGGAAUUAAAGAUUGAAGUUGAUCAGACAGAAAUUGAUGUUUUGAAAGUUCGAGUGUCUGAGUUAGAAGAGGAGAAAAGUCGUCGGGAAAGUGAAAACGAGUACUAUAAGCUGAAGAACAAAGAACUUAUGGCUGCUAAAGCACUACAUGAACAUAAGUUCUACAUGCUGAAUAGGGUUGUGGAAAGUAUGUUGGAGACGUCUGUGGAACAAAAGUAUGAAGAAUUGAAGUUAGAGGAUCUUCGUGCUGAACGUAAAGCAGAAGUAGAAAGGCAAAUGAAAGAAAAAGGUAAAGCUGUUGAAGGAAGUUCUGUAAUGUCUAUUGUGCCUUCAAUGGUGGUAGAUAAUCCAGUGCCUAUAUCCUCAGUUCCGGGUAUAAUUGAAGAAGAAAUUCAAUCGCCAAAGUUAAUUGGUGGCGAAGAAGAAGAGGAUGAUGAAGAUGAUGAUGAGGAAGAGUUUGUUUAUUCUGCAAGCAGUCACAGUUCGAAAGGUGAUGAUGAUGAUGACGCUGCAGGAGGUUCUGGUGUGAGAGUUACUGAAGCUUCAAAAGAAAAAGUCGUUGAAGAUCUGCUGAACGACACAGUCAAUGAGGAAAGUGGUGAAGCUGGGGGAAAGGGGGAGUCGAGCAAGAAUCAGAUUGUAGAGCAUCACGAACCCCUGUUCUUAUGUCUAGAUAUGUAUAGGGAGAUGUUAAAUGAUGUAAAUCCCGAGAAUCCAAUUGAUCUUGAAGCUGAUCUGGAAUCUUUUGAUAUCAAUAAACAGAAAGAUUACAAGUAUAACUAUGUUGAGGAUGCAGAUCAGUACGAUAGGGUUGAAGUAGAAGAUUGUUCUGAUAAUGAGGAUGUCCCUGAAGAUACAUCAAAACUUCCGACGUUAAUGGAGUUUUUCGCAGCUGAAAACAGAGAUGAGUUACGUCAAAAGGUGACUGAAGCAGUAAAUGAUAAUGUGUUCGAGUGCUUGAGAAAAGAAGCUGAACAAGUAAGUCAAUCAAAUGUUGAGAAAGAAGAUCAUUCAAAAUGGUUUAAAGACAGUCAUGAAAGAAAGUUCAAGAGGCCUUUGAAGUUUUUUCAACGUGAUAGAUCUACUUCUCUUGGUGAUAUCAUCAGUUGGGGUUUUCUUCCUCAAGUCAACGCCUAUGCAGUUAGAAGAGAAUAUGGUGUACAAUACUUUAAACGUUUAUAUGACAUUAUGUCAUUACCAUGGUGGGAUGUCGAUGAGUUAUCUCAGGUGAGAACGUUGGAGUAUCAGGUGAGACAGAAUGAUAAAGCAAUGUGGGGAUAUAUCAAGUAUGAGACUCUCAGAGGUUAUCUGAAAUGGAAACCUCAUCGUCCAAGACGGGUUGAAAGAGUAGAUCCUGAAACUGGUGUACGGGAAACUAUUCUGAAUGUAAAGCCUCCAAGAACCAUGAUGACGAUUCCUAUGCCAGAAAUGGAACAAGAUUUUUACAAAGGGUUCAUUGAUUGGGUGUAUAGCUGUCUUACAACUGAAGCUAUCAUUACAUACAGAGCUGAUAGUGAGGUGAGAUAUAUUCGUGUCUAUGAUCCGAUGUGGCUGGUGAAUUGUUCGGCAAAAGACAUUGAAUGCUUGUUUAUUCACAAGAUUCGUUAUAAAGCAGAAGAUAAAGAUCAAGCUCAACAGUUCCAGCGUGUGGUAUCACUGUGCUUUCAAAAAGGAAUCAAUUCCGAAAGCAAAUGGAAAUCGUCUUGGUGGGAAUUGGAUGAAAAGAUGAAAAAGAAAGCUAAACGUGAACGUGAAAGAGAAAAUCGUCGGAUGGAAGCAAAGAGAGGAAAGUUUAUGAGGCAACAACAGGAAGAAGAGAAGGCUGAGAAACGAAAGAAUGAGAAGAUAAGAGUUGCAUUGAGCAGGAAUCCUAAAGGGCGUGAAGAAAAUUACAAAGCAGCUAUCUGAAGACCAAUAUUCUAGACAAAGACUGCGGCUUCAUCCAAGGGGGAGUUUGUUGGUGCAUAAUGUCUAAAGCCUACGUCUUUGUGAAGUUAGAUUAACAUAUAUGGUCUAGAUAGGUUAUUUUGUAAUAGAUCAGGGGUUAAAUAUGUAAUUAUGUGAAAGUUAUAGUGCUGGACCGCUUUUGUGACACAUGUCCACAAAAGCGACCCAGGCUGGAUCGCUCAUGUGGACAUGUCACAUGAGCGGUUCCAGAAAACUAUAAAUACCCCCAAUCUCAGUUCAUUUGUAACGUUGUCCUGGAUUGUACGUCGAACUGCUGACCUUCUGGCAAUCGUUAUCAAGUGAAGUAAAAGUGAUUAAAGUGUAGAUCUGUCUGUUUCUACUCCUUUUUGUACCGUACAUCUUCGUAUCAUGUUAAAAUGUGUUUCCGCCACAUUUUUAGCAGGCUCUAGCUUAUAUUGACUCCUCAGUGAGAUCAUACUCGAUCCUACAAAAGUAUACAAUCUGAUUGGGGAGGGGAGUUUCGUCCUCUUACGUCCUUUUGCACUAGUCUUGGUAUCAUUCAUCGACGCUCUUGCCCUCACACAAGUGAGCAAAAUGGGAUUGUCGAGCGUCGUCAUCGCCAUGUUGUGGAAACUGGACUUACUCUUCUUGCACAUUCCAGUCUUCCCCAACGUUUCUGGCAAUUUGCCUUUGAAACAGCCGUUUACUUAAUUAACCGUCUUCCCUCUCGUGUCUCCUCCAACAAAUCUCCGUAUGAACAUGUUUUUAAACGAAAACCUGAUUACUCCUUUCUUCGUGUUUUCGGAUGCCAAUGUUUUCCUUAUCUCCGUCCGUACAAUCGUCAUAAGAUUGAAUUUCGAUCCACCCCGUGUGUCUUUCUUGGCUACAGCCCUGUUCACCAUGGCUACCGAUGCUUUGACCCAUCCACCGAAUGACUCUACAUUGCCCGACAUGUUCGCUUCAAUGAACACAUCUUUCCAUACCACACACCCAUACCUACCCAAUCCUCACCACAGCCCGAACCAUCGUAUGUAUCCAUCUUUCCUGAACCACCACCCGGUUUUCCAACCGAACCCAUCCCACCCCCACCACCCUCCACGGAUCCAUUACCAACCGCCACCAUCUCACCUGAAACUGCAACCACUUCACCACCCACUAACUCGUCUCCCGGACCCUCAACCGAACCCACCAUGCACGCGGCCCAAUCAAUCCCAACUCCUAGACCACGGCCUCCCAACCUACGUCCCCAUCCCAAGCCACCCACUCGCUAUGAUCCCGCUGCCUAUACUGCCACCACCACCCCCACCUUACCCAUUGAGCCCACCUCUUUUACCGUUGCUAAUAAGUCUAUAGAAUGGCGCCAAGCGAUGGCUGACGAGUUGGAUGCGCUACAUAGGAAUGGGACAUGGACAUUAGUUCCCCCUGCCCCUCAUACUAACGUCGUUGAUUGUAAAUGGGUUUACAGGUUGAAAACGGAUCAAAAUGGAAAGAUUAGCAGGUACAAGGCACGACUUGUGGCAAAAGGAUUUCACCAGCAACAUGGGGUCGAUUAUCAUGAGACUUUCAGCCCAGUUAUCAAACCUGCUACUAUUAGGACUAUCUUAUCACUUGCUGUUACAAAUAAGUGGUCUCUCAGACAGUUAGAUGUCCAAAACGCCUUUCUGCAUGGUGAUCUUCAAGAGACAGUUUAUAUGCGACAACCUCCAGGCUUCGUUGAUCAAACCAGGCCAGAUCAUGUGUGUUUAUUACACAAGUCCUUAUAUGGGCUCAAGCAAGCCCCUCGUGCCUGGUUUACAAAACUGUCAAUGGCUCUUCUUCAGUUGGGCUUUCACGGGUCCAAAACUGACCCGUCCCUAUUCAUUUAAAAUUCAAGUGGCACGCUUGUCUAUCUUCUUGUGUAUGUAGACGACAUUAUCAUUACAGGUAAUCACUCUAGGGCUGUUAAUGAUGUUAUUAAAGAUCUCAGCUCUAUGUUUGCACUCAAAGAUUUGGGUCAGUUACAUUAUUUCUUGGGCAUUGAAGUGGUGCAUCAUGGUUCUGAUCUGGUUCUGUCUCAACGCAAAUAUAUUCUUGAUAUUCUUCACCGAGCAGGUCUUGCAGACUGCAAACCCGUAUCAUCCACUAUGAGUACCUCUCAUGUCUUCUUACCUGGUGAUAGUCCUUUACUUGAUGAUCCUUCCAGAUACAGGCAGACGGUAGGUGCUCUUCAAUAUGCAACCUUAACUCGCCCGGACAUUGCCUUUGCAGUUAAUAAGGUGUGCCAAUUCAUGCAUGCUCCUACCAAGAAUCAUUGGGCUGGUGUGAAGCGCAUAUUGCGUUAUCUGAAGGGCACGGCUCAUUUUGGCCUACUAUUUCGUCACAACACAGGGUCCAGGCUACAAGCCUUUUCUGAAUCCCAUUGGGCUACUAAUCUUCGGGCAUUCUCGGAUUCUGACUGGGCUGGUUGCCCUCUUGAUCGUCGAUCCACGGGGGGAUAUGCUAUCUAUCUGGGUUCCAACCUUAUUUCUUGGUCUGCUCGCAAACAACGAACUGUCCCUCUAUCUUCAACAGAAUCCGAAUAUAAGGCUAUUGCUGAUACUGUCGCAGAACUGAUCUGGUUAAAAUCUCUACUUCAUGAACUCGGUCUAGUUAGCAAGGCACCAACGCUUUGGUGUGAUAAUCUUGGUGCAACCUAUCUCUCUGCCAAUCAAGUGUUUCAUGCCCGCACAAAGCAUGUUGAAGUAGAUUACCACUUUGUUCGUGAACAAGUUAUUCAAGAAAAGCUGAAUGUCAAGUUUAUCUCGACUGAUGAUCAAAUUGCUGAUGUGUUUACAAAGCCCUUAUCUUCACAAAGAUUUGAGUUUCUACGGUCCAAGUUGCAGGUCGUUCCCCGCCCUCAACUUGCGGGGGAAUGUUAGACUAAAUUGUUUAGAUAGACAAGAUUAUUAUUAUUGAGGGUACUAAACUGUAAUUAGUUUAUCUAUAUAUAGGGCCUUGUAUUCUCUAUUCAUAAUCAAUAAAAAACCAAUUACAAUUACAACCAAAUAUACGCUUUGAUUCUCAAAAAUAUAUCUUCACAAGACUAAUCUAUUUCUGGGAAACUUUUGACCUGUUCGACUCUUUCAGCCGGUUUUGGUUGACCCGUUAGAGAUAAACAGACCCGAGUCGACUCAUUCAUAAAUAAAUGGGUUCAUAUUUCUACCUCUUACGUCUAUAUUGUAAAUUUAUAGCUACUGAAUACAUGGUAGUGCUAACGUGUUUUGUUGUGUAAUCAGUGCAAUCGGUUUUGGCUUUCUGAACUUCUUUGCCUCUCUUUUUGGGUAUUUGAUUUUAACAUGAAGCAAAAUCUAGAUCCAAAAUACCCGACUUUUGCGUUUUUUUUAUGCUCAAAUCAUAAUAUUACGUUUUAUCAUGGGAAGUUUCUUCUUGCUGCAAAAAAAUGUAGAAGUGCUACAUGUACAUAUUAUAUAACUUCUUUAAAUGCAAAAGAUAUUUCAAAAGGCAGCAGCACAUAUAUAGGAAAGUUAAGGUAAAGCUCACCAUUAGCAAAUAAAUGGGCUUCGUGUUUUUUUACUUUUUUAUUUAUCUUCGGCUCUUGAGCUGCUUCAGUUCGGAUUGCUAAAAGCUCGAAUUGAGCGGAGUUUAAACAAGCAUGAGCCAGAGUUAUAUAUACUGAGCUUCGCUAAGCUCGCAUGCCUAAAUGAGCUUUUUUUUUGUAUAAAUUAAAAGAGUAAAAUGCCAUUUUCGUCCCUCAGGUUUGAGCAGUUUUGCGACUUUCGUCCAAAAGUUUUUUUUCCUCAUCUGGAUCCAAAAGGUUUAAAAUCUUGCCAUUGUCAUCUGGCUCAUUAACUCCAUCCAUUUUCCUUCGUUAGGUCAAAAAGGAUAUUUCUACUUUUUUCCUUAACUUAAAGGGCAAUUCGGUCUUCUUCACUUCAUGUAAAAAGACCGAAUACCCUGAAAAAUAUUGAAUUGCCCUUUUAACUUAACAAAAAAGACAUAAAUACCCCUAAAUUACCGGAGAAAAAUGGAUGGAGUUGACGAGCCGGAUGAAAAUGGCGAGAUUUCAAAUCUUUUGGAUCCAGAUGCGGGAAAACAAACCCUUCGACGAAACUCGCAAAACUGGCCAAACCUUAGCGCCUUGGUUAUACAAAAAAUAAGUAAGCCAAUAUUUUGAGUCGCUUGACGAUAGUAGCAGCCUAAUUUCCAGGAGGCAACUGUAUGUAAAGGAAUCUCGGGUUAACAAAUAUAUGGUUGGGUCGUGUUUUUUUUUUGUUUCUUUUUCCGUCUUUAAAGUUCUGGUAUACUAUCACUACAGGUUGCUUUGUUGUGUGUUUUUGAAGAUACCAUCUUCCCAUAUCAGUUUGCUAUCUAAGUUCUUGGUUUCUUUUUCUAAACCAGUUCUACCGGUCCGAUCGACUUGACCAGUGAACCAGUAGAGAGGCCAGUUCAAUUACUGGUCCGGUUUUAAAAACAUUGGUGAUGAUUUAUGAUAGUGUUUUGGAAAACUAAAUACUACUUAGUAAAUUUCAAACUAUUGUAGUAUUACACACUUCCGUAGUAUGUAUUAAAUUAAUAACCUCCAUAGUAUGUAUUAAAUAAAUCUUUCUUCUUUUCCUUAAGGAGCUGAUCAAUUUUUUUC